Phragmites australis (common reed) is the source of this 1687-nucleotide messenger RNA. RefSeq names its product cytokinin riboside 5'-monophosphate phosphoribohydrolase LOG-like. Gene Ontology annotation, biological process: cytokinin biosynthetic process. Lineage: Eukaryota; Viridiplantae; Streptophyta; Magnoliopsida; Poales; Poaceae. Gene Ontology annotation, molecular function: hydrolase activity, hydrolyzing N-glycosyl compounds. The transcript is spliced from 7 exons. Gene Ontology annotation, cellular component: cytosol; nucleus. The record is from RefSeq and is a predicted model, not a curated record. The coding region runs from base 192 to 956 and encodes 254 amino acids.
CCUUGCACUUGCUCCCUCCAAUCUCAGUCGUCGAAGCACUCGCGAUUUCCCCUCCUACCCUCCCUCUCGCUAGCCCACGCGCCCACCUACCCAAAAGAACCCCAGCAUCGCACUCCUCUCCCGGCGCCACCUCGUUGGACGUCGGCAGUUGCCAGCUAGCUCCACACCCCAGGUCGACAGCGGCCGCGGCGAUGGCAAUGGAGGCGGCUGUGGCGGAGAAGAGCGGUGGCGGCGCCAGAGCGGCCGAGGCGGGAGAAGCUGCCGCCGUGCAGGCGGGGAGCGGCGGCGAGAGGCGGUCCCGGUUCCGCCGGAUCUGCGUGUACUGCGGCAGCGCCAAGGGCCGGAAGCCGAGCUACCAGGACGCCGCCGUCGAGCUCGGCAAGGAGCUCGUGGAGAGGGGCAUAGACCUGGUCUACGGGGGAGGAUCCAUUGGCCUCAUGGGGCUGGUCUCUCAUGCAGUUCAUGAUGGAGGGCGCCAUGUGAUUGGGGUCAUCCCAAUAUCCUUGAUGCCCAGAGAAGUAACUGGUGAGCCUGUUGGGGAAGUAAGAGCUGUCUCCGGCAUGCAUGAGAGGAAGGCCGAGAUGGCUCGAUUUGCUGAUGCUUUCAUAGCAUUACCUGGCGGCUAUGGGACUCUGGAGGAAUUGCUUGAGGUCAUCACCUGGGCUCAACUAGGAAUCCAUAAGAAACCGGUUGGUCUCCUGAACGUGGAUGGGUUCUACGAUCCGUUCCUGUCCUUCAUCGACAUGGCUGUCAAUGAAGGCUUCAUAAAAGAGGACGCGCGGCGCAUCAUCAUUUCAGCUCCUACAGCAAAGGAGCUUGUCCGGAAGCUUGAGGAGUGUGUUCCAGAGUACGAGGUCGGUUUGGUGUGGGAGGAUCAGGUGCCGCCGCCGCCGCAGCCGCAGCAGCAGCAGCACAGCUUUGCGCCUGAGCUCGAGCCCGGGAUCGCUUCGUCCUGAUCCGUCGCCUCGCCUACCUUAACCAGAUUCUGACCGACAGCCAGCUCAAGUAGUAGCAUCUAACAAAUUGAGCGAAGGAUGGGACACCUAGCUCGCCCGUGCUGAUCUGUUGUACUCAUUGCUCCGCCUGUCAGCUGUUCUUUUGGUGCAACACUGUUAGCACUUACCUAGCAGUGCCUUUCUCUGUCAUGCUGUUCUUUUGCUUCUAGAAGCAGAAGGGAUGUAUAUUCAGGGUAUGUCGUAUUAGGACGCCUGUAGUCUAGCAGCAGGGCCAUGUUUCUGAAUUGUUGGAGUAGAUUGCUCGCACGUGUGGAUGAAACGUGGAUCAAUGGACGGAUGGGUUCAAUCUCAAACCUGUGCUGAGCUCUAUGCAGCAUGAUGUACGAGUAGGGCUUGAUCUGCUCCCUUCCUUGCCUGUGUUUCUGGGUGCGGUUUGAGCGUCCCUGUCGCGGGCAAUGGAUGGGAUUGGAAUCUGACGUCCAGGGGUGUCAGCAGGAGGACACGGGUGGGUCUCGCCACGGCGACAAAGAUGGCACCCUGGAUUUGGACCCCGGCUGCGGUCUUCCAAAGGCGAGAUUGCCGGUCCGGUGUUCCCCGAACGAGGGGAAAUCAAAAGAGCGCAAUGGAAAGGAAUGUGAUGAAUUUGGAUCUCUAUAUGUGGGCCCACCCUCCUAUUAGUGAGAUGCAGAGCUGGUUAGAGUGGGUACAUUAGGUAGGUAUCGUGGGAUCAA